Dovyalis caffra is the source of this 768-nucleotide messenger RNA. The record is from the annotation of a GenBank genome assembly. NCBI's taxonomy places the organism in Eukaryota, Viridiplantae, Streptophyta, Magnoliopsida, Malpighiales, Salicaceae.
AUGAGACGUCAGAUGCCAUAUCAUAUGCACAUAAAUCUUGAGCUUUUUGAAUCUGUCCAUCUAACUCGUGCGAUGCUGCUGGAGGUCCUGAACAUGGCAGCCAACGUUUAUGAUGCUAAGCGCAAAGUCAUUUGCAAGACAUUUAGGCGUUUGCUUGAGCUAAGUGAGAGGCAAACUUUCACUGCUCCUCCUGAAAAUGUCAGGGGUCAUGUAAUGGCUGCUACACGGGCCCUUAUCAAUGGAGUCUUCCAGAUCAAGGCCUUUGAUCUCCUCAGAGAUAGAGAUGGUGUUCUUGAGAUGCUUAAAGCCAAGAUUAAGGAAGAAGCUCUGAGGAGCUACCUCUUUUCCUACUCUUCCUCCUAUGAUUCACUUGGCAGCUUGGAACAGCUGACCGAAAUGUUUGACCUCUCAGCAGUCCGGACUCAAAUAAUUGUCAGCAAAAUGAUGAUCAAUGAGGAGCUUAACGCAAGCUCUGGCAUUCCAGUUGACACAGAAGCUGUCAAUCCUUGCCGUAAUGAAAGGGCAACAGAGGCUAGGAUCGGUGGCGGCAGUCUGGAUCUACCUCAGAGGCGGAGAGAGGGCCAGGAUUUUGCUAGUGUGGCAGCUUCAGGUGGUAAUUGGCAAGAUUUUACCCAGCGAAGGCAAGGUUCUAGUCGUUCUGGAUAUAGUGGUGGUGGUGGUGGAAGAGCAGAGUUACUAGCUAGGGCAGGCUGUUGGGGCUGGCCAUUUACGAGCAGGAGGUGGAUAUUCUGGUGUCUCACGGUUUGA